This is a messenger RNA of Naumovozyma dairenensis CBS 421, 537 nucleotides long. RefSeq lists its product as uncharacterized. The coding region runs from base 1 to 537 and encodes 178 amino acids. Lineage: Eukaryota; Fungi; Ascomycota; Saccharomycetes; Saccharomycetales; Saccharomycetaceae. The transcript has a single exon. Gene Ontology annotation, biological process: post-translational protein targeting to endoplasmic reticulum membrane. The record is from RefSeq and is a predicted model, not a curated record. Gene Ontology annotation, cellular component: TRC complex.
AUGAAAUUAGAUCAAACAUUAUUACGCAGUUUUACGUCUAGGACGGCCACUUUAGAAGAACUAGAAAGCUUAGAAAAGAAAUGUGUCUUAUCAAAAUUUGAUGCAGAUGAUGCUUUCAAUCUAGGUUGCCUCGUAAGAGAUACAAUCAGAAAACAAUAUCCAGGUAAAGCUGUUUCGAUCGAUAUUACUUUACCAAACAAGCAUUGUUUAUUCCGUGCAACAACUGCCAAUGGGACCUCAUUCGAUAAUGAUAUGUGGAUUAAGAGAAAACAAACUACUGUUUUCAGAUUUGCACAUUCCACUUUCUUUAUGGGUUGCAAGAAAGGUGAUAAAACACCCGAAGACAGAUUUUUUGUCGACGCCAAAGAAUAUGCAUUCCAUGGCGGUGCUGUCCCAAUUUUUUGCUCUUCCUUGGGGUAUCCAAUUGCAUGUUUGACAGUCAGCGGACUAAAGCAAGAGGAAGAUCAUUUGAUUGCAACAAUGGCCUUGAUUGAAUACUCUAAUCAAACCGCAGUAGAGAAGUUGGACUUAGAUUAG